Messenger RNA from Aphanomyces astaci, 3241 nucleotides. RefSeq lists its product as hypothetical. The coding region runs from base 24 to 2099 and encodes 691 amino acids. Lineage: Eukaryota; Oomycota; Saprolegniomycetes; Saprolegniales; Verrucalvaceae. The record is from RefSeq and is a predicted model, not a curated record. The transcript is spliced from 3 exons.
GGCUGCUAGACUGAGCAUAUAUUAUGCCCAUGAGUAAUACUAGUAGUAGCAAGGGAAGCACACACGAGGACGACCAGCCUCUGUCCAAGCAACGCGACAUGCCAAGGCGGGCCCCGAAACGGAACCACCGAAAGCCGGGGCUCCUCGACCCUCUAGGCGAGCUAGUAGUAGUACCCAUUGUUGAUGAGUCGCCGGCCCCGCUUUCGCGGGUGACAAGGUCGCCCGACCGCCUCUCGAUGCGAAAUGACCAGCGCCAGGACGCCGAAUUUGCUCGCCUCGUUGGCGCCGCCCAAGCAUCCAUCCAAGCCAAUGCCGACGCCAUGGACGCGGCAGCCGCCGUCGCGGCGGUCCUCUCGCACGUAGAAGAACGUCAUUACGCGUCGUUGGCCCUCCGCAAGCAACACAUUCACGUGCUCCAGCAGCUCGAAGCGGACUUGGAAGCGUUCGAACAAAGCAUGGACGGCACGCGACAGCGUUUUCGCGCCGUGGCCAACCAGCAUUUGCAUGCGAUCGCCGAGCUCUUGCUUCGCCACGAAGCGUCGUCGUCGUCGUACGUGCCGCCACCUGCUGCGUCGACAUCUUCGGUAUCACCCUCUGGCGUGACGGCGGACGAAAAUAGUGUGGCCAUGCACCUCCACGAGGCUGGCGCGGCAUACAAAAAGGCUGGGGAUCAGCGACACGAGUGCGUGCCAGUGUUGGCACACAAAGCCCAAGGCGAUCGGUGCUUUCAUGAUGCUAUCAUGUUGGUUCGACGAGGGGGAGGCGGCGGCGACACUGACUUGGACACGGCGGUGCUGCGCAUGGCGGAGGCCGCCACCGCGUAUGCAAAGUACCGCGAGUCGCCGCUCUUUGACCAGUGUCAGCUCAUGCUGUCAGUCGCAGUGAACGACAUUGCGUGGUCUCAUAAUGCACUGAAUGACGCCACGUACAGCCUGGACCUGCGCAUCAAGAGCGCCAGGCGCGACUUCGUCGAAUCCGAAGCUCGGGCGUGCAUGGUGGAGGCGCUGGAAAGUGCCAAACAAGGCAUCGUGCAAGCCAGUGGGGGCCAGUAUGACGUGGCACUGCUCAAGCACGUGCAAAGAUGCAAUCAGUACAUGUCGUGGUUGGGUCGUCACAACCCGGCGACACUUGCCGCCACUGGCGUCACUCCUGCGGUCACGGCAGCGUUGGAGAGAAAAGUGCACAAGUCGAGCAUUGCUUAUGGCUGUCGCACGCUGCCCGGGCGUUCCGAGUACGAGUGUGAGCAGCUGGUCGGUCACUGGACCGCCUUGGCCAAAGGUGACGUCGAGCUGGCGACAGUUCUUGUGACAGAGUCCGCCUUGCAACAAGCAACCUCCGCGGCGCUAACCGCCUCGAGGGACAAGCAAUUCCCUGCACUUUUGGUCUUGAGUGACACGCUGUUGACUGCAUUGGGAGGUACCUCCGUGUAUUGGGUACUGUCUGUAUACAAUUGCAUAAUGAGCAUGGUAGCGUCGAUGCCGCCGGCGUUCACGUUGACAUGGCUCCCGUUGCUGUGCCAGAUGACGGCCGCAGCCUCCGACCCCGUCAUCGUCCCCGCCCUCCUCCGUCGUCUUGAGCAUCUCAUGGCCACCAAACAGGUCGUGCACCACGUCGUAUCCAAGUGUGGCUUGGUCGCGUUGGUCCAAACGCUACGGGACAGCGACUUGAGUCACCAGGAUAUCAUGCAAGCCAUUGUCGCUGUCGUCGCCAAAUGUACAGCCGUCCACCCCAAGUGCUUCAACGACGACGCGCACCUCUGCGUGGUCCUGCCUGUCCUUUGCGCCAUGUUACUUCGACACGCCAAGUCGCCAGCCCUCGUCGCCGACAUCAUCUCCCUUCUAACCAGCCUGUUCAGUAACUGUACCAACCUCACAGCGUCCAACGCUGCCGACUGCCAACUGGUGGCAGCUGUCGCGCCAGCCUUAGCUGCGUGCAACCCGCCCUGUCAGGCCUCGGCUCUGCUUCUCCUGCGAGACUUAGCCCAAUCCGAUAAACGCGUACUGGCUCAAUGUCGACAGCACCGCGCUGCUCUUGUUUCUGCCAUUUCCCCGAUGGACCCAGCGUGGAUCGUCGCUUUUUCCGACCAGCUCACGUCAUAACCCCUCAAAUUAUAUUGUAUUAUUAAUAACUGCCCCACACAAAGUGUGAAAUCACAUUGAUGUUCACAUCGCCAUCUAACAAGUAACUUUAAAUCAUAUUUGCGGCUCAUUAUAUGGUGGCAUGUCACGGCUGCUGCUUGUGCGUGUGAUGAGCUUUGAUCGUGGCGGUUAGCUGUUCCAGCGCCAAUCGCAACGUGUUGGCGUGGUCAUGCACCGAUCGCAGCACGGCUUCGCUUUUUGCCGACGCUUCCAGGGUUUCUGCUUGCAUGAGCGCGGUGAGGAUGGACGAGGACUGCGCCAUGAGGCUGCCGAGCGACGUCGGGUCGGGGUCUUCUGUCGACGGAUUGGGGUUGGUCGUAGUGACGGCUUCCACAGACGACGGGCGAUGGUGUGAUGGGGGAUGCGAAGGACGAGAUGAUGUGCCAUUGGGGUGGUGGCGCAACCUGGAUGUGACACUGUCAAACACCCACUGUCCAUUGGUGUGAUCGAGUCGGUUGGCGUCAGGGACGUCCGCGGCGUCCGGAGCCAGCCGCCGCACGCGCAGCUGCUGGUCGUCGAGCACGUGGCAAUGGCCAUGAUGCUCGGAACCCCACGAGCCCAAUAUCCUGGCCUUGGAUUCAACCGUGAUGCCCCAUACCCGCGUGGUUUUGAGCAUCGUCGCGUUGAAACUGAACGAGCAGUCGAGGCGCUUGCUUUUGGAACGUCGCGUCUUGACUCCGUCCUUCUUGGGCGUGGGUCGGCCGCCCAGAUCGCAUCGGUACUUUUCUAAGUCGACACCAGAAGCUCUCGUUGUGUCCAUCGUGGGCAAAGCAACCAGCAGAUGCUACUACGUACGUGUACAGAUCUCCUUCACGGCACGGCCAUCCACAAGAUCCACGCGGGAUUUGCGUGAACACUUGACCAUCGGCAUGUGAAGGCGGUUGAACGACGCAAGGAUAAACUCGUCGAACGCGUCUUUGUGCGGCGACGUGAACUCGAGGAUGCAGGCAAUGUCGAUGAGAUCGUUCCCGGGUGGUGGUGGCUCUUGUGGAGUGGGAGGGGCCACCGUCUCUGCCGCCGACGCUGCCGCGACGUCUGGAUCACACGGAGAUGUCAUUGCGAGGUCCAUGCGUUGGUUCCAUGCAGCAAGCACAAGAAAGGCA